This is a messenger RNA of Anopheles bellator, 1398 nucleotides long. Its product is annotated as RYamide receptor-like. The record is from RefSeq and is a predicted model, not a curated record. The coding region runs from base 1 to 1398 and encodes 465 amino acids. NCBI's taxonomy places the organism in Eukaryota, Metazoa, Arthropoda, Insecta, Diptera, Culicidae. Gene Ontology annotation, cellular component: membrane. Gene Ontology annotation, biological process: neuropeptide signaling pathway. Gene Ontology annotation, molecular function: neuropeptide Y receptor activity. The transcript has 7 exons.
AUGAGGACCCACGCAGACCGGGAAGUGGCGAACCGCACGGCGUUCGGCUCGGUGUUCGGGCUGACGGGGGCCGAGCCGAACGGGAGCGCCGGGCGUACCGGGAGCGGCGAGCUGUUCGCAAUGUACGCCCCCAGCUACCCGUACGGGCUGGUGUCGACCGAGGAGCAGGGCUACUUCGAGCACCUGGGCGCCGAGCUGGCCGGGCGCAACAGGACGGCGGACGGGAACCGGACGACGGCGGCGUACGGCGACUACGGCGCUGUGGACGUGCUGGGCGCCGAGUGCAGCAACGCCUACUCGGCCGGCCUGUACUUCCAGGUCACCAGCUACUUCCUGUACAUCACCAUCUUCGUGACCGCCGUCAUCGGCAACUCGAUCGUCCUGUUCAUCGUGCAGUCGAACCCGCGGAUGCGCACGGUGACCAACUUCUUCAUCACCAACCUGGCCGUCGGCGACCUGCUGAUGACGCUGUUCUGCGUCCCGUUCACCUUCAUCUCGCUCUUCAUCCUGCAGUACUGGCCGUUCGGGCUGACCAUGUGCCGGCUGGUCAACUACACGCAGGCGGUCUCGGUGCUGGUCAGCGCCUACACGCUCGUCGCCAUCAGUGGCGACCGUUACAUCGCCAUCAUGUGGCCGCUCCGGCCGCGCAUCACCAAAACGUGCUCCAAGUGUUUGAUCGGCGUCGUCUGGAUCAUCGCGCUCAUCACCGCCGUCCCGAUCGCCAUCUUCUCGACGCUCUACUUCCCGACCGACUGGCACGUGCAGUGUAACGUGCCGAUCUGUGCGGAGAUGUGGCCGUCGCCCGAGCAGGAUGACUACUACACCAUCGCCCUGCUGACAACCCAGUUCGUCAUACCGCUGCUCGUGCUGAUCUUCACCUACACCCGGAUCGCCAUCGUCGUGUGGGGCAAGCGGCCGCCCGGCGAAGCGGAGAACUCGCGCGAUCAGCGGAUGGCCAAGUCGAAGCGCAAGAUGAUCAAGAUGAUGGUGAUCGUUGUAAUCGUGUUCACCAUUUGCUGGUUACCGUUUAAUUUUCUGAUGCUAGUGAAGCUGGAGUCGUCGUGGGAGCUGUUGCCGUACUUCUGGUUCGCCUUCCACUGGCUGGCGAUGUCACACAGCUGCUACAACCCGAUCAUCUACUGCUACAUGAACGCCCGGUUCCGCAGCGGGUUCAUCCUGGUGCUGCACGGCGUGCCGGGGCUGCAGCAGCUCUGCUGCUGCAUCCGCCACGCGCCACCGACCAUGGCCCGUAACGCCGGCUCCAGUGUGGCGCUCGCCGGAGUCGAUGAAGUAUCGCAUUUGCAUCGAGUUAACACAUGUACCACGUACAUAAGCACCCGAAGGAAACCGACCACCAACGCACAGGCACAAUCAACCGAAACGUCCCUGCUACGGUGA